AUGUCGAGCCGCGAAGUCACGAGCCGCCUGCGCGAGAAAAUACAAUUCCCCCGCCUGUCCUACCUCGCCCUGCUCAUCCACAAACUACACGCCUUCUUCGCCCCCUCGUUAAUCUACCCGGACAUCCACCCCUCCGACCUCUGGUUCUCCUACGAAGGCGUCCCGCUGAAAUGGCACUACCCGCUGGGUCUGCUAUACGACCUGUAUUCCGGCGCCGAACCAUAUCACCCCUCUGACUCCCCCCCUCCAUCCCCAACAACACCUUCCAAACAAGACAGCAAACAACCUCUCCCAUGGCGUCUGACCCUGCACACAUCCGCCUACCCCACCACCCAACUCAUCCCCCUCGACAACAAUAAUCUCCAGAUUCACGACCUCUUCAUCCACAGCGUCAAGGAGGCGGACUAUUUGCGCACAGGCACGGGCAAGACGGUCAUGUUCCUCAGCCAGGCGGAUAGCACGCAGUUAUGGGACGCCGUGGUCAAACACGACUUUGCUCUGUUCAAUCCUAUCAACCAAAAGCUGCUGAACCCCCAGGGCGUCAAUCUGCGCCACUUGCCUGUGCGGCUGUAUUUGCCGCAUGCGGGCGUGGACGAGGAGGACAGGGGGAUGGGGAGUGUGAGGGUUGUGCAGAGUUUGGUCAAGGUGGAAGUGGGGUCGAGACAGCCGCAGACGAUUGGCACGGCGCUGAAUCAGAUUCUGCCGACGCUGUUUCCGAGUCGCAGGAGUGCGUUGCUGGCGCAGGCGGUGCUGCAUGGCGCUGUGGUGCCGCUUGGGGCAAGUGUCGAGGAGCUGAUUCGGAGUGUGGCGUAUUUGGAUGGGUGGUUGCAUAUUGCGAUUGUCAUGAUGGGAUAGACGGACUGCAAUGUCGUUUGCUCACGUACACGCUGGGUGCUAGUUGUUUGUAUCAACUUUACACAUCACGGUAAGGCCGAUCAUAACGACUGACAUAUCCCGUGGUGAGCGGUUGGCACGGUCUUCACCUCUUCACUUCUUCACUUUCACCGCGCGCACAGACCCUAGAAUCGGCGGUGAAUUUGUAAUGCGACUGAGCAGCAGCAGUCGUGAUUGGAGUGUCACGAGUGAGUAGUGACAAUAGCAAGUUCAGUUGUUC
Molecule: messenger RNA, 1114 nt
Organism: Parastagonospora nodorum SN15
Lineage: Eukaryota; Fungi; Ascomycota; Dothideomycetes; Pleosporales; Phaeosphaeriaceae
Exons: 3
Coding region: 1-855 (284 amino acids)
Biological process (GO): C-terminal protein lipidation; nucleophagy; autophagy of mitochondrion
Cellular component (GO): phagophore assembly site membrane; cytoplasm; Atg12-Atg5-Atg16 complex
Source: RefSeq, a predicted model, not a curated record